AUGUCGACAACCCCGCCGCGGAAGGCUAUGCCUUCAGCGCUCACGUUUGAUUUAGAGCGCAAAUGUUCUACCACCAAAGCCCGCGCAAGCACCCUAAAACUUCCUCAUGGAAGUGUGUCUUUGCCGAUAUUCAUGCCCGUUGCGACGCAGGCUUCCCUCAAAGGGCUUACAUAUGACCAGCUCAAGCAAACAGGCUGCAUGCUGUGCCUAAAUAACACCUACCACUUAGGCUUGAAACCGGGGCAGGCAGUCCUAGAUAAAGUGGGAGGGGCCCAUAAGCUUCAGGGGUGGGAUCGGAAUAUUCUGACAGAUAGCGGAGGGUUUCAAAUGGUUUCUUUGCUCGAACUUGCAGAGGUUACCGAGGAGGGUGUUCGGUUCCUCAGCCCACAUGAUGGUACACCGAUGCUGCUCACGCCAGAACACUCAAUUUCAUUACAAAACUCCAUUGGAUCCGAUAUCAUCAUGCAGCUCGACGAUGUGAUUGCGACAACUUCACCAGAUCAUACCCGAAUUCACGAAGCAAUGGAGCGCUCAGUCCGCUGGUUAGAUCGCUGCAUUGCGGCCCACAAGAACCCGGAGACACAAAACCUGUUUUGCAUUAUCCAGGGUGGACUAGACCUGGAGCUGCGCAAGAAGUGUUGCGAAGAAAUGGUCGCCCGAGAUACACCGGGAAUUGCAAUUGGAGGCCUGUCUGGCGGGGAGGCCAAAGAGGAAUUUUGCAAGGUUGUCGAUACUUGUACUGGACUUCUUCCAGAGCAUAAGCCGCGGUACGUGAUGGGCGUGGGCUAUCAAGAGGACCUGAUUGUAGGAGUAGCCCUUGGCGCGGACAUGUUCGACUGCGUUUGGCCAACGAGAACUGCUCGUUUCGGUACAGCCUUAGUUUCCACAGGCAACCUGAACCUGAGGCACGCCUCUUUCGCCCAUGAUUUCAAGGCUGUGGAAGAAGGCUGUGACUGUAUGACAUGCAAGCCAAGAGAAGAGGGCGGCUUAGGCAUCACAAGGGCAUAUCUCCACCACCUGGCUGCUAAAGAGACGGCAGGGGCACAUCUCCUCACCAUCCACAACGUACACUACCUGCUUAAGUUGAUGGGAAGAGCACGACAGGCUAUUUUGGAGGACCAAUUCCCGGCCUUCCUUCGAAGCUUCUUUACGACGCUAUACGGAGAAAAGCCCAAGAUUCCUUCGUGGGUCGUGGGCGCCUUGCAGGGAGUAGGUGUCAACGUGUUAGAAGAUUGA
Molecule: messenger RNA, 1236 nt
Organism: Aspergillus mulundensis
Lineage: Eukaryota; Fungi; Ascomycota; Eurotiomycetes; Eurotiales; Aspergillaceae
Product: tRNA-ribosyltransferase family protein
Exons: 7
Coding region: 1-1236 (411 amino acids)
Cellular component (GO): cytosol
Molecular function (GO): tRNA-guanosine(34) queuine transglycosylase activity
Source: RefSeq, a predicted model, not a curated record